Pangasianodon hypophthalmus (striped catfish) is the source of this 2232-nucleotide messenger RNA. It is a transcript of the gene dennd10, whose product is annotated as DENN domain containing 10. The record is from RefSeq and is a predicted model, not a curated record. Gene Ontology annotation, biological process: protein transport; regulation of early endosome to late endosome transport. Gene Ontology annotation, molecular function: small GTPase binding; guanyl-nucleotide exchange factor activity. Bases 237 to 1292 code for a protein of 351 amino acids. The transcript has 10 exons. Lineage: Eukaryota; Metazoa; Chordata; Actinopteri; Siluriformes; Pangasiidae. Gene Ontology annotation, cellular component: late endosome.
AGAUAAGUGCCCUACUUAGGGUGUGAUAGAAUUGCUUUUACAACAUAUCUAGUGCACUAUAUGUUAAAUAAGGACGCAUUUGAGAUUCUACCACAGAUUUCAGUACAAAUUGCACUAUUUUGGUACCGUUAGUGGGUGUUUAUGGUGAAAGAUACACAAUAUUUUUUUCAGCUGGCUGAGUUUUCCCCUCGCUGAGGCGCUGAGACGCGGACAGGACCCCGGACAGGACCCCGGACAUGGCAGUGUCUGAGACUGAGCUGAUGUUGAGCGUCGGAUUGAUCGAGAAGGACGUGAACGCGGACACGCUGUGGGUUUGGUGUUUCCCAGCAGUCAGCGCCGAGCUGCGUGAGGUCUUGAUGCGGAAGUGCUGUUUGUCCCGCGACUCUGCGGAGCUGCACGCCUUCGUGUUCGGUCAGUACCGCCGGAGCUGGUACUACCUCACCACCGCCGAGGUCCAGGAGCCCACCGCCCUCAGCAAGGUUACGCAUUUCACUAUAGUUAUUACAGCGAAGGAUUUCAACCCUGAAAAGUAUGCUGCAUUCAGUCGAGUUCUGUGUAGGAUUUACAUGAAGCAUGGCAGUCCAGUGAAGAUGAUGGAAGGCUACAUUGCUGUCCUAACAAAGGGCAUCUGUCAAAGCGAUGAGAACGGCUCCUUCCUCAUCAAGGACUAUGAUGUUAGAAAAGCCUUUUUGGCUGGAUCCAUUAAAGAUGUGGUGUCUCAGUUUGGAAUGGAGACCAUCAUCCUGUACACAGCACUGAUGCUGAAGAAAAGGAUUGUGAUCUACCAUCCUCGCGUCGAGGCUCUGCUAGAGUUCUCAAGAGCUCUUCCAGCCCUGACAUGGCAUAGGAAAGAUUGGUCCAUUCUCCACCCAUAUGUUCAUCUGGAGGACAGAGAGUUGGACAACCUCAGAUCAUGUUCAGGGUAUGUUGCAGGCUUUGUGGAUCCCGAGGUUAUCAACAGAUCGGAUCUCUUCGAUGUUUUCGUUAAUCUUCCAGACAAUGAGAUCACCAUAGCUCAACAUGCAAAAGAGGCUAUGGCUAUGGGAAAACUGCAUAAGGAGAUCGGCCACUUGAUUGUCCAGUCUGCAGAGGACGCUGAUCGCACAGACAUUCAAGUUAUCAAGGAUAUCUCUGUGAAGACUAAGGAGAUCCUUAGUAACUUGGUGUCCCUUGCUGAGGAAGGGGACGACGCAAAGCUGACGCUGGACACACUGAAGCGACGUCACCUUCCUCCAGCAACCGAGAACUUCCUCUUCCACUUAGCUGGAGCUGAGCAGCUCCUGAAGAUCUAAAUAAUCCCCCAUGAACCUAGGAGAGCCUAACGAAGAAAAUCACUAUGUGAUCGUAUGAUUUAUAAAUGCGUGUAAAUGCAAAGAUGAAUUUACAAAAAGAGUUUUAUAGAAAUUUUAUGAUGUUCUAGACACAUUCAGUGACCAAAACUAUUAUGUAUAUUACUCUUUAGCUACCCUUUCUUUUCCAGAAGAGUCUUCUUAGGAAGCACUUACAAUUACUUGACGAAUAUACAGGUGUGGAUGGAUAAUGUACUUUUACAUUUGUACACAUUUUUAAGGUGGCACUUUGAACUUGAACACAGUCUAAAUGGAGAGUAUUUUGUGGUAGUGCUUUAUUAAAUAGUUUUGAAAAUUUAGAUAAUGAAGAUUUUUAUGCCAAAAUAAAUAUAAUCCUGAUUAAUAUCAAAGUACAGAACACUAUUUUGCUGCCACUGAAAUCUUAUUUGGUUGUGACUGAGUUGCAUCGAGUGUUUUUGUGUAUGUCUGUGUGUUUCAAAAAAAAAAUGUACCAGAAAGCUAAUAGCACUAGUUUAAGAUAAAACAGGAAAAGCACAAAUGAGUUUCGAACGCAUACCCAACAGGUUUCAUUUGUUUCUUGCAAUCUUGACAAGCUCCAUCUUCUUCUUCUACAUGUUUUGAUUUUUUUUUCUUUGCCCUACAUCAGUUACUUAGUCAUCAUCUGCCUGAAGGAGUGCUUGUGCCAAAAAAUAUUCCAUAUGCACUUUUCAUAUAUGUUCACAUGUAAUGUUUUCUUAAAUGAUGCUGUUGUCCGUUCUAACAGUUGUAUAUGCCUGAUUUCUAAUGACAUAAAAAUUAAAGCUCAGUGUAAAGUUCUUUUAAAUUAUGUCAAUGUGAACUUAACAAUGAUAUAACAAUAGCAAUAUUUUGUUAAAUCCAUUCUGUCUAAAACGCUAUUAAAUUAAAACAUGACUCUGUUCCA